Dendrobium catenatum is the source of this 2594-nucleotide messenger RNA. RefSeq lists its product as uncharacterized. The record is from RefSeq and is a predicted model, not a curated record. The coding region runs from base 176 to 2197 and encodes 673 amino acids. Lineage: Eukaryota; Viridiplantae; Streptophyta; Magnoliopsida; Asparagales; Orchidaceae. The transcript has 2 exons. Gene Ontology annotation, biological process: meristem maintenance; meristem development.
UGCAGGGCGGAAGAAAAGGCAACCUCUUCAUGUUUUCCAUCCGUAACCCUAGUCUCCUAACACCCAACCAAAACCCUUCUGAAAACCCUAAUUCCGUGUUGUGCACGACAGAUCGCGCCUUUGUUCUUCUGUAUUUCUUCCUAUUCCAAGUAUAACUACUGCCUUGCGUUAAGAGAUGGGAGAUGAGAAGAAGGAUCUCUGCUUAGUGGAAGAAAGAGAGGCGGAAAUGGUUGCUUUUGCCGGCUCAUCAGAGCCCUAUAAGAGAAAUGGGUAUUUUCUUAAUCCUAUCUUGAAAAACGCACAUGCAAUCCAAGAAGCCCUAUCCUCUCCUCCUCAGAGAAGAACAAUCUCUGUCGCCCCCUUUGCUUCAUCGACAGUGCACUUUAAAGGUUGGGCUUGCCCGCAGCGUCAAUGGGGAAAGUGGGUUGACAAAUUGCAGCCAAUAUAUGAGGAUUUGUGGAAAAAAUCCGGCAUCUUUGAUGCAAUCAAAUCUUCAACCUACAAAAUUAGGCGAGAACUAUCUUCCAUUUUGGGGGCUGCGGCGUUCUGGUGUGAGGAGACCAACACAUUCCUCUUCCCGUGGUCAGAGGCCACCAUAACCUUAGAAGAUGUGAUGAUUCUCGGAGGUUUUCCUGUUACAGGAGAACCCCUAAAGAAAAGAGAGGCAUUUGAGGGAGAUCUGCUAGAAAUGGAAAAGGCUAUGAUUGCUGAACACCGCAAGUUCAACAAAACUAAAUGGCGGAAAGCAGACCAGACCUUGUGGACGAGGCAGUUCAUGGAAAGGGAGGGCGAUGAACUCGAGCACAUUGGUUUCCUUUCGUUAUGGCUUUCAAGGUACGUUUUUCCUAGACAUCCCGAUGGAAUUGUGGGGCAAUAUGUGAUACCGAUUGCAGUCCGUCUCUCUCGAGGGGUGCGGAUCUCCAUUGCUACUGCAGUCCUUGCUAGUCUUUACCGGGACUUGCGCAUAUUGAAGGAUUAUCUACACAAAAAUGGUGGUGGGCAGGAGGCAGCACAAUUGGUUCUUUGGGCUCCUUUUAGUAUACUGCAAAUGUGGCUAUGGGAGAGGUUUGUAGCUCUGAGACCAGAGGCGCUGAAUUAUGUGAAUUCAGGGGAACCAAGGGUGGCAAGGUGGCAUGAUUCUACUAAGAAGUUGGAGCUGUCAUUUGUUAUCUCUGUUAUGGAAUUGCCGGACAGUUUCCAGUGGCGGCCAUACGCAAUUAGUCUGGAUAGUUGGUGCAUGCCUUCUUUCUACAAGGAAAUGGGUGAAUGGGUUUGCAGUGGAGGUAGUUCUGAUGAUGAGUUUGGGUCUUUUGCGAGGUGCUUGAGGCCAUGUGAACUAGUUGGGCUAGAUUGUAUCGAGCAAUAUCUUCCUCAUUGGGUGGCCAUGCAGUUUGGGUUGGAUCAAGAUAUACCAAAUAAUGUAACAAGAGCUAAUUCAUCAUGGGAAGCAGCCUGGGAUAGCUUUGAUACUGCUUCUAGAAUGUUGAAAUUCUUUGCCCCACCACGGCUUUACGAGUCGGAUGUCACCGCACGGUAUUCAGUCUGGUGGAAACACAACAGGGUGACCUGUUCUAAUGUGGUGAGAGUAGUUGCAGGUCCAUCUAUGCCUUUGAAGAUGGCAAAGAAGUCAGAGAAGGAAAUGGUUUUAGAAAAGCCAGGUGAGGAUGUUGAAUUUCUGGCUCAUGAGGAGGAUUUGCAAAAUAAAGAUGAUUUUGCAUUAGUUAAUAAUGAUAAUGAAAAGGUUUAUAAAAGGAAAGGUGUAAAGCCCUUAGAAAUUACAACUCAGGGAGGAACCCAUAAGAAGCUGAAGUUAUCUGUGAAGGGUUGGGAGAAGAUGAAACAAAAUACAAAAGUUUCUAGGAAGAGUAAAACAGAAAAGAAAAGGCGGUAUUUAAAAGACUUUGCUUUUGAUUUAGCUGGAAAUGUGCACAGGGAAACUCUUGAUGAUUUUGAUGGGAAGGAAGUUGAUGAUUUUGCCCCUAUAGCUUUCAAAGACUUUGGAGAAACUACUGUUCAUUCAGGAUUCAGAACAAAAAACAGAAAAGAAGUUAUAAGAUUGAUUGGUGAAGAUUCACAACUGGAAAUGCAAAUUAAAGCACUCAAGAAGGAGAUUGCUGGUAUCCAAGCAAAAUUGAUGAAUCUGGAAUCUCUCCAAGAGGAACAAUCCAAGUCUGAAGUAUCGUCUUCUGAUGAAUAGUGAUCGACGCCUCCAAGUCCGCGCCCCGUUGUUUGACUUGGUUGAUGGGCGAGUACGGUUGGGAACCUCCUAACCUGUGCUCGAUUCCCCUCGAGCGGCAGCGCCUCUUAAGUAGGGGCCAAUCAAGUGCGAGUCAGAAGGUUUCUGUGCUGGAUGACCCUUCUAGAUCAGUCGAGGAUUAAUCACGCAGCCAAAUGUCCUUUCGGGGAUGGCUGCGAGUGAAUACCCCAUUCCAAAUAAUAAUAAUAAUAAAAAUCCACGAACCACUGCCAUUGUUGCAGUCCACACUUGAUUGUGUAUUUGACUAAGCCCUUUUGCUGUAGGCAGCUUUGCGAUUAUUGUAAAACCUUCCAGCUUUGCGAUCAUAUUAUAUUGAAACAAAUCUCAAUUACUGCAA